AUGAUGCAAGAAUACAUUAAUCAAACAAAAAAUGCAAAUGGCAACAUAAAUAAUUCAUCUUUCAUGGCAUCUACAUUUUGUAAUCGUAUGAGACUAGCGCCGCCUAAACUACCAAGUUUUAAUGGAAAUAUAGAGGAGUGGGAAUCAUUCUACAACGUUUUUUGCUCAAUGGUACAUUCAAAGGACUACGAUCCAGUGGAAAAAUUCUGUCACCUACGGUCAGCAUUAAGUGGUUCAGCAGCAGAGAUAAUAAAAUCAAUUCCUCUGACUGAUGAAAACUAUGAAGUAGCAUUGCGUAAGCUCAAGAAAAGAUAUAAAAAUAAAGCCCUAAUUAUUCAGUCACAUAUCAAAGCAUUGUUGAAUAGUCCAAGAAUAACCAAUGCAUCAGCAAGCAGUCUUGAAAAAUUACACUCUCAUGUAGAAGGAAAUUUAUCUGCAUUAGAAGUGCUAAAUGAACCGGUAGAUCAGUGGGACUCUUGGCUUGUCACCAUUAUUUUAGGUUGUUUAGACGAGGCAACGAGUCAUGAAUGGCAAAAUAGACAAACAACUACAGAUAUGCCCAAGUAUAAAAAUCUAGAGCAAUUUUUAGCGGGUAGAUGUGCGCUGUUUGAAACUUCAGAGGCAUGGGAUAAUUGUGGUGUUGAAACCAGGAAAGGGAUAGGUCGGCAUGCAGCCAACAGGAAAAUUACACUGGCAACGGCAAUGGGUGGGGAGGUGUGUUCAACAAAGGGUUCACUGGUAAAGUCGGUCGCAUGUCCGGUGUGUAAUGGAUUACACAAAAUUUAUGCGUGUGCACAAUUUAAAUCUAAAACUCCGUCAGAACGAUUAACAAUAACGAGAAAUCUUAAGCUGUACUUCAAUUGUUUUUCAAACAUGCAUACGGUGGCACAAUGCAAUGGUGGUACAUGUCGUGUUUACAAUCGUAAACAUAAUUUCUUAUUACAUUUUCCUAUUACAAGUUCACAAAACAGUAGUGAAAGUAAAAAUGAAGUGUCAGCAACAUCUGAAGAGCAAGAAAUUGGACCCGUAACAGCUUUGUGUAACAAGGAAGCACAUAGUGAAAUUUUACUAGCCACUGCACUAGUAAAAGUUAUGGAUUCGACUGGGAAUUGUCAUCAUUUACGAGCUAUGCUUGACAGUGGAUCUCAAAUAAACAUAAUUAGUAAGAGAACAGCACAUAAAUUAAAUUUAAUUACGAAAAAGGGUGUGCUGUCAAUACGAGGAGUAGGAGAAGUACGCACGAAUUCAGCCUUUCGAACGACAAUCGAAAUUCAAUCAUUGUAUUCACAAAGGUCAUGGAUGUUAGACUGCCAAGUAGUGGACCAAGUGCUUAACCUUUUACCCAAUAAUCACAUUUCUACAGAGACGUGGCGUAUACCUGAAGACAUACAACUACAACUUGCUGAUCCUAAUUUCAUGAAACCAGGACCAAUAGAUUUAUUAAUAGGAGCAGAAAUAUUCUUUGAUAUGUUAGAAACUGAAAAACGAGAAAUCACCGUGGAUUACUAG
Daktulosphaira vitifoliae (grape phylloxera) is the source of this 1509-nucleotide messenger RNA. RefSeq lists its product as uncharacterized. Lineage: Eukaryota; Metazoa; Arthropoda; Insecta; Hemiptera; Phylloxeridae. The coding region runs from base 1 to 1509 and encodes 502 amino acids. The transcript has a single exon. The record is from RefSeq and is a predicted model, not a curated record.